Molecule: messenger RNA, 801 nt
Organism: Neurospora hispaniola
Lineage: Eukaryota; Fungi; Ascomycota; Sordariomycetes; Sordariales; Sordariaceae
Product: glutaredoxin
Exons: 2
Coding region: 1-801 (266 amino acids)
Biological process (GO): intracellular iron ion homeostasis
Cellular component (GO): cytosol; nucleus
Molecular function (GO): 2 iron, 2 sulfur cluster binding
Source: RefSeq, a predicted model, not a curated record
AUGUCGACCAUCAAGGACAUUACCAGUAUCGAGGCUUGGAACAAUCAUGUGUCGUCAUUGCCGGCGUCCACCCUCCUGAUCGUCUCCUUCCACGCGCCCUGGGCUGCGCCCUGCGCCCAGAUGGCGACAGUGCUCAAGACAUUGGCGAGCGAAUAUCCCGUUACUGAACCGCUUUCCACCUCCUGGGUCUCGAUCGAUGCCGAAGAACUGUCGGAAAUUAGCGAAACGUACAACGUGACGGCCGUUCCCUUUCUCGUGCUCGCCCGGAAUAACCAGGUUUUGGAGACGGUUAGCGGAAGCAGUGCCGUCAAGGUUCGAAACGCGAUUGAGACCCACGCCAAAAAAUCGGCCCAGUCCGGCACUGAAGCUAGUGAGAAGACACCGGCGAUCGCAAAUGGCGCCGCAACUGCUGAGGGCCAGGCCGGCGACGUUGUACCUCAGGACCCCAAGAAGCAAAAGGAGGAGUUGUUCAGACGUCUGGGUGACCUGGUCAAGGCCGCCCCGGUCAUGCUGUUCAUGAAGGGUACUCCCAGUGAGCCCAAGUGCGGCUUCUCGCGACAACUGGUUGCUAUUCUCCGAGAAAAUGCCGUCAAAUACGGUUUCUUUAACAUUCUAGCGGACGACGAAGUACGACAGGGCCUUAAGGAAUUUGCUGAUUGGCCUACUUAUCCACAACUUUGGGUCGACGGUGAGCUAGUGGGGGGACUCGAUAUCGUCAAGGAGGAGUUGGCGAACGACGCCGACUUCUUCAAACCAUAUAGUGUCAAGGCGAACGGCGAUGCGUCCGCCGGGCAAUCCUAG